CUUUAUUUCCAUAUCUGCAGCAGGAUGGUGGGGAGAUCAGCAUGAGGAUGCGAAAUGGAUCAGCCCAUGUGCUGCGUUGUUUGAAGGUGUGGUAUGACCUCCCACCAGACACCUUCUUCAAUGCAGUCAAUAUCAUGGACCGCUUCCUCACACGAAUGAAGGCACAACCAAAGCAUUUGUCUUGCAUUGCUGUGAGUGCAUUCCAUCUGUCAUGCCAGUUUACCCCUGGGUAUAGUCACUUAAGGGAUAUACCUCAGGUGAUUCCAGAUAGCAGAGACUUGACCACCAUCUCGCAAUGCAAAUGCUCGUCUGGUGAUGUGACCCGCAUGGAACGCAUCAUUUUGGACAAGCUGGCCACAGACCUGCGCUGCCAGCCACCUGUUACACCCUUAACACUGCUCCGUGUCCUCUACGCUGCCCAUAACCACUUGGCUGCCCCCCUCCUACACCACCCCACCUUACCACCACCUCUCACCACCCUCAUUCACAAGCUUGAGAUUGUUGAGUGUGAUUCUGCUGCUGCCACUUUCCGCCCAUCAGAAUUGGCUCUAUCCCUUCUAGCCCUGGAAUUUGGUCAAGAUAAUGGCAACAAACAUAUUCAUCAUGCCUGUAUUAAUCAUUUGCAAAAUAUAUGCAAGGUGACAUACCAUACCUUUGACCAGUGCCAGAAGGUAGUUGCUGAAUUAAUGGAUCAAUAUGAAAACCAGAGACAUUCUCCUCACCGUCAACGUCUGGUUUGGAAGCUCUCCAAUAGAACUUUAAGGCAGCUUCGACCCACCGAUAAAUUCACCACUAGGCUGCCAACUAUUGUUGAAAUGCAAGGUCCCUCUCAUCCUCCUAUCAUACGGCCAAGGAUGGAUAGUGAAAGUUCGGAAAUGUAUUUAUCAUCAUCCGAGGAAGAAAUGGACUAUGACUAUGAUGAAGAAUUUCCACCUCUUCCGGCACCUGCAGCCUCCAUGAAAUCCCCACGGAAAUCAGUCAGCCAGUCUCCACAUAAGAAAACGCCUGCUUUCCUUCCCUACCCACAGUUUAACCGGAAACAUAAUCGUAUUGCUUAAUUUCUUUGCUGUGCACUGCACCGAGAGAAGUGGCAAAUUCUCUUCCUGCCACCCUCCCUCCCCAACAAUUGCUGUAAGUAAAGCAGUUGUAGUAUAUUUUUUUUUUUUAUGAUCAGUUCCUAAAUGUGCAGUUUUUGAAUGUUGCUGUAUUUGACCAAAUACAUGAGCAGUGUUCCAUGGGUCUAUUUCAGCUCGUGACCAUGUUCGUUGUUAAACAUACAACAAUUAUGCUGGUAGUUGCUGCCUUUAUUAAAGAUUACUUUUCAAGUUCAUGCUGCACAAAACUUGUUAAAAGCACAAUGUAUUUUUUUUUUUUCCAAGAAAUUUUUGUUCCCCUUUUCUGAGUCACUGCUUUUAUUUUAGCAUGAUUCUUUGAACAUAUUUUAAGUACAAGCUGACUUAAUUGACCACCGAAAUAUAACCCUGUGAAGGAGUAGAAAUAGCUGAGGAUGAGCUUUUUUUUUUUUUUCUUCUUGCCCUUUAUCUUUCCCCGUUCCUUGUCAUGGGUAAGAUAUAUGAAGAAAACAAAACAAAACCAAAAAAAAAAAAAAAAGACCAGCUUGACUGGUCUAGUGACUGUCGUUUUGCUUCAUUAUUGCCGAGGGUAAUUGCCUUCCCCUCUUGUAUAAUCUUAGUGGAAAACUGAACAAUUACAGGAUAAAAGCAUACAAAAAUAGCUCUUUUUUUUUUUGAUGUAUGUAAUAGUGUAUUUAGCUUUAUUCAGCAUCUCCUUCAAGAAAAAGUACAAAAAAAUCAUAAAAAUCACAAAACAUACUAACAAUAAGGUUAUAUUAUAAUAACCAUUCUCUACAUUAAUUCACUAAUAAUCUCUUUGGGUAUUGCCUGGUCAUAGAGCAAAAUUUAAGGUGGUGAUUUUUUCCUGGCUGAUUUGUAAAUGGGACGGAUUUACCAAUCAUUCAAAUAAAGAAGCUACACUAGUCCCUAGUCAGUAUUGUUCUGUGCCAUGAACAGUGCUCCCCAUGCAGUGUUGCUAGACAUGCACUUAACACUAGUCCAUAUAUCCAUCGUUUGGAUGACCAAUAACAAGGCAAAAAAAGUUCAGCAAUGCUAGACGUGUUCUAUUAGGACACAAGGCUGUGAUAUCCUCAGACACAGUAUGUUUUGAGAUGUAAGGGGUGGUGAGCACCUUCCUUGUGGACCCUAAAGGAUAAUUAAUUCAGUGUUGAAUCCAGGGAGUACCCUCUCUUGAACAAAAUGCCUAAAGAGUUCUGUUGCCAGGUGGAACUUCAUUUCCUUGUAGUACCAGAGGUAGCUGGGGCAGUUACAGAUUUGCAGGCAUUUGCUAAGGUGGUGUGUACUACAUAGUGAAAGUGGUCAUUGCCCUAUCAGGGAGCCCGAUUCAUGUAGUGUGGCACAUUUAAGGGUGGUGCGUGGCACUGGAAGGCCACCUCCGAGCGAUGGACACCUAGCUAGGCGACGAGUCGCGGAAGUGGCCCAUCCCCACCCCCAUCCUAAUGCACUAGCAUCAGUGCUGUUGAUAUUAUAAAAAUAAUCUGAGUUAUAUAUGAUUUGGGUAUAAAUGUAUAUUACCGAUGCUGUAAGACCCAGUCUUAUAAUGUACCUGCCAGUAAUAAUAGUGUUAAAAGUUUAUUGGUGCUGGGCUCGGUUGUGGAGCUAAGCAGUGCACAUAUGUUUUUAAUUUUUGUGGAUUAUUUAUUUAGGUAUGUAAAUGUGUACAUUUGAAUAUGAAAUGUAUUCUUAAUUUAUAUAGAUGUAUAUUAUGUUUGUAAAAUUUCAAGUCAUUCUUGGAGUGCUAACAUUACAUGAAUUAAUUGCUUAAAAGUUUUCUGUGGAAACUAUAUUUGGAGCCCAAUGAACAUUGUCACCACCUGAACAGUUAAUAGAUAUAAUCAUCUUUGGACAAAGCUUGAUUUCUGUGUUACUGGACCAGUGGGUAUUUGCUUCAUGCCCUAUGGCAAACUACAGUGUAAAAAUCCUUAGUCCCAACAUCUUUUAAAUCCCAUUUUAUAUGCAAUGUUUAAAUAUAAAUUGGCCUGUUUCUCAAUCUACAUACUGCUGUAAUGUUUGUCAUCUUUGGUAUUAGUUGUAGCUGUUAAACCAGCAAGAAAAAAUGGGAUUUUCUUUAGUGAUUUUUCAGUAGUACCAUCAAACUCAGGUGCGUGUUGGUACUUAUUUUCUGAAAUGCUGAUGGUGUCUGUAUGGAUAUGUUUCUAAAUGUGUAAUGUUGGGACUGUGGAAAGAGGAUAAUGUCCUUACUGUAGUUUUGGCCCUCGUGUCAUUUACAUUGUAUUUUUAUUGUACAUAGCGUAUAAUGUACAGGUUUAAGUUAUUUUGAAGGAUUUAUCUAAGCCUCGGGCAUUUGACAACAACCCAAAGAGCCAAAAAAAAAAAAAAAAAAUAAAAAAUGAUGUAGUUAUUGUGUCAUUCACACAGUGGUCUAGCCUCUCCACAACAAAAUGAAAUAAAAGAUAAAUAUUUUUCUAAAAUUA
Cherax quadricarinatus is the source of this 3529-nucleotide messenger RNA. The record is from RefSeq and is a predicted model, not a curated record. NCBI's taxonomy places the organism in Eukaryota, Metazoa, Arthropoda, Malacostraca, Decapoda, Parastacidae.